AAGACGCCAUAUGAGAUGCUGUAUAAGAAGGCGCCAAACUUAAAGCACUUACCAGUCUGGGGUAGCCACGUCAAGGUGCACUCGACGAACGGCUCCAAGCUCGAUAUGCGCGCCAUAGAUGGCAGGUGGAUGGGAUUUGAUCGUGACAGCAAUGGUCACCGAGUAUACCUACCCGAA
Messenger RNA from Suillus subalutaceus, 177 nucleotides. RefSeq lists its product as uncharacterized. The record is from RefSeq and is a predicted model, not a curated record. The annotation marks the transcript as partial. Lineage: Eukaryota; Fungi; Basidiomycota; Agaricomycetes; Boletales; Suillaceae. The transcript has a single exon.